This is a messenger RNA of Peromyscus leucopus (white-footed mouse), 7073 nucleotides long. It is a transcript of the gene Znf282, whose product is annotated as zinc finger protein 282. NCBI's taxonomy places the organism in Eukaryota, Metazoa, Chordata, Mammalia, Rodentia, Cricetidae. The coding region runs from base 3080 to 5470 and encodes 796 amino acids. Gene Ontology annotation, biological process: regulation of DNA-templated transcription. The record is from RefSeq and is a predicted model, not a curated record. The transcript has 8 exons.
UCCCGAGUGCUGGGACUAAAGGCAUGCGCCACCACGGCCCGGCUAAGAAAACUUUUUUUAAAGACUUAAUCUCAAGUAGCCCAGCAUGGUCUUGAGCUUGACAUAUAACCAAGAAUGACCUUGAACUCCUGAUCUUCCUGUCUUCACCUCCCAAGGGCUGAGACUACCACAUUAUAUCCAUACUAUGUAAUAUUCACAAAUAUAAAUAUAUAUAUGGAGAAUAUCAGGUCAGGAAGGUAGCAAGCACAUUCCUGGAGACUUGGUUUUGUUUAACCAAACCAAGCAGAAUUCAAAAUUAAGGAUGUACAUGAACUUAUAUAGGCCAAUCAAUUCUUGGCUUCUAGUUUAAAAUUUUAAAAAAUUAAAAAUAGCCUAAGAAAUGCAAUAUCUACUAGCCAACCUCAGUGAAUAAACAGGAUAAACACAGUUACCAAAGAUAAUUAAACCAUGCUUACAUUAUUAGCCAGUAGGAUUUAGGGUUUUCAUUUUCAUCGUAUGAUCUUGUGGGGUAAGGACAGGGAGAUAUACAAAUGACUGUUGGACUGGUUUGUUCGUGGCUGAACAUGAGAAUGACCUGGGGGGCUUAGGAAAUACUUAAAAGUAUCUGGCAUGGCUUCAUUGCUCUGUGACAGAGAAUGGAUUUUAUUUUUUCAGGUUCCCUCAAGUGCUUCCAGAGUGCCCGUGAGAAUUAGAAGAUCAUGAAUGAGAAAGUUGGUUAUUGAACUGGAAAUAGCCUAAGUUGGCCUGCUUUCCUAGAGCAGCGAGUGGGGAUUAUAGAAUAAUAAAGGGUCUUUGACUCCCUAGUGCGAAGCCAUAAUUUUAUUCCAGAGGUAGGUCUAUAGCCAUGCACAUGCCAACAGGGAGGAAAGCUUGAGUCUAUGAGGCUGGCCGUGUUUCCUAAUCCCACUGGCCACCUUGGCAGUCCCAUAGCCUUUUUUUUUUCAGGGGUGGGGGUUGUUUAUUUGGUUGGUUCAUUUUGUUGUUUUUGAGGGUGGCUUAAGGGCAGCCCAGGCUGGCCUCGAACUCUUGAUCUUCCUGCCUCAGCUUCCAGAAUGCUGAGAUGGUAGAUGUUCAAAAUCACAUGUGGAAAGCCUGCUUGUUAAAUUAGGGAUGAGGCCUAAUUUAGUAGAUAGAAACCUGUUAUCCUCUUUACAUAAGCCAAGAGAAAGCCUAGCUAUUUCCUUUAUCAAAUAAAACCCCACUUGCCUCUGCCUCCAGAGUGCUGGGAUUAAAGAUGCACACUGCCAUGUUGGCAAAGGGGUGAAGUAACUACCUGUUCUGAGUGCCUACUAUGUGCCAGACAUUAGUUUAUAAUUUUUCAACAUUAAAAUAGACUAGCAUACCCCCCAUGUAUAUAUAACAUUGGAGGCUUGGAGAGCUUUAGGAAAUGGUAGAUAAAUGUUCUGGAAAUUCUGAGUUCCCUCUUUUGUCCUCUGUCCAGAGCAAUAGCUAUAGAAUUCUUGGAGACAAGAUGGAAAUAGUCAAUAUCCAUCUGACAAGUUAAGGGCCAGGCCUAAGUCUAUCUCUUGCAGAAAGUGUACAUUAACUAUGAUACUUUGACCAGUUGCCCAUUUUGCUCCUCAUAGUUAACCAGUGGUUGCUGGAGACUGCUCUAACGAAGACUAGACACCCCCAGUGCGGGCUGUCCUGCAGCCUGGGAUAGCUCAGCUUCCUCCGUUCCUUGGUCAUCACAGCACCUCUCACAGGGUCCAUGACCAGUGCAGCUCCAGCAGCUCCCCCAUCGUGCACGUCCUUGCUUUUCUCCCAGAAGAAAAGCGGGCAUGGAUUAUAGCAUUUUGUGCCCCACAGUUGGUAGGCCUGGUAGUUAUAAAAUAAUGCAGCUAUGUUGAAAAUGCACAUUAGAACCUGUCUGAGCAUUUUGUUCAUAUAAAAAUGUGAACUGGACCGCUAGCCCAAGCAGAAACUGCCACAAGGUAAACGUGUGAGUGGCUGUGGGAAAGUCCACCUGCAAAGAGGUAACUGAAUUAGAUGGUGGUGUCACUUGAUAAAAAGGGACAUUGCUAUGACUCACUACACACUUAAGAUGGGAAAUCGUAUUAGUUUUAUUCUGAGGAGAUAGCUUAAACACUUGGGACUAACCUAGUCCUCCGUUUCCCAUCUCUAGGAAAGAGGAAAUAGAGUUGACCUCCCAUAGGUCAGAAUAUGUCCUCGAAGAUGUGGAUUGCUGGUAGAAGCAUAUUUGUCUGGAGCUUUCCAGGCUGGACUUGCCUGGUUCCUCUCAUAAUAGUGGACAUGAUAUUUACAAUGGGAUAUUGCACUAGCAUGCAUGCACAGCCUGUAUCCAGGAAACGGGGAGAGAAAUCACUGGCUUCUGGAAGCGAAACCUUCACUAGCCCCAAAGCUCUUGAGAAUAAGCCUGUGAAAUACUCAUUUCUGUAUUCUGGAAGCAUACCUAACAAAGCACCUGAUAACUGUCCUUCUGAAGAUAGCCCCUCUGGCACCCUCCCCCUCCCCACAGCCUCAUACUGUUCUCAAUUUUAAGUGUAGUAAAACUCAUGGCUUCCAUCAGGUCUGAAUUUCCAUAAGAUGAUAAGCGUUAGAGAGCUCUGCCCCCGGCAAGAUACAGCCUGGUCAUUUAGGAAGACAAAGUGGACAGUAUGCAGUAGAUAACUACAGGGACUUAUCAUUGGGAGGUGAUUACUUUUUUCUUUUUAAGAUGGCCUGGAACUAACUCUGGAGACCAGGCUGGCUGUAAACUCAGAGAUCUACCUGCCUCUAGAUAGUGCUGGAUUAAAAGUGUGCACCACCACGCCUGGCAAAAGGGUUAGGGUAACUACCUUUGCUGAAAGCCUACUAUGUGCUAGGCAUUAGUUCCUAAGUUUUCAGCAUUAGAAUAAGACCAAUGUACCAUCCCCAUCAUCGCUUAUAUCGAACACAGGAAGCUUGGGGACAGUAAAUAUUCAAAAAUCACAGCCAAUAGUGAUUUUGCAGUUUAAACCCACGAGUAUGUAACCACAAAAGCCACCUUCUGCCUAAGCAGAAUCUUGACACAUAGUAGGUGUUCAGUAAAUAUUUCCAUAAAAUUUUCACAAGGGUGAGGCACCAUUUUUCUCCUGGGAUGGCCAAUGCAUUCGUAAUAAGUAAUAGAAUAAGUCAUAGAAAUCAAGCCCAUAGUCCAGGCCCGAGCAUGGCUUGUGACAUGAAGACCGACCAGCCCAGACCUAGAGGCCGGGUUCGCCGCCACAUCUCCUUUUUGGGGGGCGGCGGUGGCCCCCCAGCCUGGAGUGGCCCCGGCCAGCCCUGCAGGCGGGCAGGAGCUCCAAGGCCAUUGGCUGGCGCGCGGGCUGCGAGGGGCGGGGAGCGCCACCAAAGGGGACUGUUUGCUCCUACGGGCUGUAGAUGGAGCUGUCCGGCCCCGGCAAGGGGGAAGGCGCCUGGAAAACGUUCUUCUUCUCCCUGGCCGGCCCGAGCGGGGAACAGCACUCCCAGGAUGCAGUUUGUGUCAACACGGCCGCAGCCUCAGCAGCUGGGCAUCCAGGGCCUGGGGCUGGACAGCGGGAGCUGGAGCUGGGCCCAGGCUCUGCCCCCGGAGGAGGUCUGCCACCAGGAGCCGGCGCUGCGUGCGGAAAUGGCCGAGGGAAUGCCGCCCAUGCAGGCUCAAGAAUGGGACAUGGACGCCAGGCGACCCAUGCCUUUUCAGUUCCCGCCCUUCCCAGAUAGGGCCCCUGUCUUUCCUGACCGCAUGAUGCGCGAACCCCAGCUGCCCACAGCAGAGAUCUCACUCUGGACCGUGGUGGCUGCCAUUCAGGCUGUAGAGAGGAAGGUGGACGCCCAGGCUAGCCAGCUGCUCAACCUGGAGGGACGCACAGGAACAGCAGAGAAGAAGCUUGCGGAUUGUGAGAAGACAGCCGUGGAGUUUGGGAACCACAUGGAGAGCAAGUGGGCCGUGCUGGGGACCCUGCUGCAGGAGUACGGGCUGCUGCAGCGGCGCCUGGAGAACCUGGAGAACCUGCUGCGCAACCGGAACUUCUGGGUCCUACGGCUGCCCCCGGGCAGCAAGGGGGAGGCCCCCAAGGUCCCAGUGACCUUCGUGGACAUUGCUGUCUACUUCUCUGAGGAUGAGUGGAAGAACCUGGACGAGUGGCAGAAGGAGCUCUACAGCAAUCUGGUGAAGGAGAACUACAAAACCCUCAUGUCCCUGGACACGGAUGGCCCGGUGUCCAAGCCUGAUGCUCCAGUCCAGGCAGAACCCAGGGAAGAGCCUUGUGUGUGGGAGCAGCAGCAUCCCGAGGAGAGAGAAAUCCCAGUGGCUGCAGACACAGGAACAGAGCCCCUGGUGCCUGCACAGGACAUGUCCUCCCAGGUGAAGCGAGAGGAAGCCUUGUGUGUCCGGGGCCAGAGGGGCCUGGAAGAAAGAGCCAUCCCCACAGAAUCCAUCACUGACUCCCCAAUCUCCGCCCAGGACCUCUUGUCCCGGAUUAAGCAAGAGGAACAGCAGUGUGUGUGGGACCAGCAGGACUUGGCAGAGAGAGAUAUUCCCACAGAUCCCAACUCAGAAUCUCUCAUCUCAGCACAUGACAUUUUGUCCUGGAUCAAGCAGGAAGAGCAGCCGUAUCCAUGGGGCCCACGUGACUCAAUGGAAGGAGAGCUUGGACUAGACUCUGGCCCAAGUGACAGCCUGUUGCUAGUGAAGAACCCAACCCCAACUUCUGCGCAGCCCCAACCCCAGCCUCACCAGCAGAGCCUGCCCGCCUUGGCGGUGCCGGAGAACCCUGGAGGCCCCGGGAGCCGCACCCUGCUGGAGGACGGCUUCCCCGCGCUUCCCGGGGAGCGCAGUGCUGGAGGCGAGACUCAGCCCAGCGGGGAAGGCAGCGCGGGAGGUGGUGGCGGCGGUGGCGGCAGCGGAGGCGGCGGCGGCGGCAGCACUGGUGGCACCAGUGCGGGUAGUGGCAGCAGUACGGGUGCAAGUGCGGGCAAUGGCUGCGGCAGCUGCUGCCCGGGCGGCCUGCGGCGGAGCCUCCUGGCUCACGGCGCGCGCAGCAAGCCCUACUCUUGCCUGGAGUGCGGCAAGACCUUCGGCGUGCGCAAGAGCCUCAUCAUCCACCACCGCAGCCACACCAAGGAACGGCCCUACGAGUGCGCCGAGUGCGAGAAGAGCUUCAACUGCCACUCCGGCCUCAUCCGCCACCAGAUGACACACCGUGGCGAGCGGCCCUACAAAUGCUCCGAGUGCGAGAAGACCUACAGCCGCAAGGAGCACCUGCAGAACCACCAGCGGCUGCACACGGGUGAGCGGCCCUUCCAGUGCGCGCUCUGCGGCAAGAGCUUCAUCCGCAAGCAGAACCUGCUAAAGCACCAGCGCAUCCACACGGGCGAGCGGCCCUACACGUGUGGCGAGUGUGGCAAGAGCUUCCGCUACAAGGAGUCACUCAAGGACCACCUGCGUGUGCACAACGGCCCUGGCCUGGGGGCCCCGCGGCCGCUCCAGGUGCCGCCAGAGCGAGACUAGGGUUGGGCUGGGGGGCGAGGAGGACCGGACUGAAGUUGGGGCGGGGCGGGCCAGGGUUCCUGAGGACCAACCCUCCUGCCCCACCGUUCUCAGCGCACCUCCCCGCCCUCUUCCCCACCUCCUGCUGGAAAUCGGCACAGGAAUUGCACUCCAGACAGGGUAUUCCAAAGGGUGGACCGGGGUACCCCAGUACUGUCCAACCCUCGUGGACAGUCCAGCUCAUCUCAUAGGGUGGACCCAGUGGCCAGGGAAGGUUCCAGAGGGACAGCAAAGCGGUAGGAAUCGUUUGGACAUGCCUCGAACUUCCUAGUGUGUCCACUGGCCGCCGGGGCCACAGAUUCUGAUCAGGGAAAGUGACCAGGGAGUCUCAAAACCCUUCUGAAAUAAGGAAAUACGAUCCAUCCUAAGGUGAGGAGACGCCCUGAAAAAGAAAGAAAGAUGCAAUGGGAAACUGAGGGGUGCGCUAAGGGUGACAUUCUCAUGACAACACUGCCUCGCGCUCUAACAGCGCUUUGUACUUUUUUAAAAAGUGUUUUCUAUCCGUUAUCUAUUUACACCCUUAGCUUAUCCCUUCGAGAUAGGUGGGGUAGGAUUUUCCCGAUGUGGUAAAUGAGGAAAGUGAGACACAGUGAGAUAGUUGUUGAGCAAGACCACAUGAGAACAGUGUGGCCGAGCCGCACCGGGCUCCAGCCCAGUGCCGUGUCCCCAGCGCACACACUGCCUACCUCUGUCGGUCUCAGACCGCUCUCACCUGGCCUUCCUGGUCUCUUUCCUCUCUCCCUUCCCUCCUCGGAUCCCCCAAAUUCUCUCAGAAGCAACAGGGGCCAACUCCUGGGGUUACUGGGAAUGGGGAAGUGAUUGGCUGUAAAAUGUCUAGGCUUGUUCUUGGGAAGGCUCUUUCUUCCUUGACGUGAGCCUGGGUCCCCAGCCUGUCUUUCCCAGUUCUGAUCAUUCAGUCAGGUGCAGCAGCAGCUUUUCACUGCACAGUUAAGGCCAGGCCCUCCAGAGGCAGCUGGUGCCCUGGGUCAGACCUCACCCUGAUGAUUUACUCCAGCUUCCCAGGGCACAGGGUGAGGAAAGACCGGCUGCCAGAGUAGCCACCAAGGAAUGAGACUCUGCCCAAGAGGGCUGGGCAAGUGGGUGCUAGAGCCUGAGCUCUCUCCUGCCCUGGGCAUCCCAGUUGGUGCUAUCUGUUAACUGAUUGUGCUCAUGGACAUGGACACAGACCUACUAUGCUCUGACCCUGCAGGCGCCUUGGGAAGCGCCCAAAGGACUCCUUUUCAUGUUGGUGCAUCGCUCCAUGGCUCCCAGCACCGCAGCCGGGGGCCAGUCUCCAUUUCAGCAUCUUGCAUGGCCAGGCACUGGGGUGGGGUGGCAUGCCCCAGGACCCUUGUUUGUGUCAAAAAUGGCUUCCCUGCUCCUCUUGUGGAUCCUGUUUCUCUCCCAGCUAGGGAGCGUGGCGGGUGCCAGCAUUUCAUGGCACCACCUUUGUGAGCGCUCUGCUUCUGUCCUUCUGCUCAUCUGCGCUGCUCCGCUUUCCUCAGACCCCUUUUUGCCGUGCAAAGGGAAUUCUUGAAAUUAAAUAAAAGGUAUCCAGAUUGCA